This is a messenger RNA of Notodromas monacha, 1950 nucleotides long. The record is from the annotation of a GenBank genome assembly. NCBI's taxonomy places the organism in Eukaryota, Metazoa, Arthropoda, Ostracoda, Podocopida, Cyprididae.
UAUCUUAUAUUAUUCACAGGGAUUCGUCUGAUUGAUUGAUUUCAGCGAAUCAAAUUCCCAGUGUCCUGGACGACGAUAGAAUGUCCAGCCUUAAUUACUUCCAGUUGGAAAAUGAUUUAAAGCAAACAGUGAGAAUGGAUGCGCCUUUGACGAAGGGUCCAGCCCCCAGAUGGGAACGGUUGGGAAUGGCUAACGCGUCCAACAGUUCUUUGGCGAAUGUGAGCGGUUCAGUUGCUGGAUUCAACUCGAGCAGAUCGAAUAUCCCGAAAACACCGAAAGAUAAAAGCGGGAAAAUCAACAAAAGUGCAUCAGAAUCGAAGAAAAUGUCUUCGAAAAAAUCCAAAAGUGGCUUGACCCCAGGUAAUGACGCCAGCAAACGAACUGCAUUUGCCGACCGUCUGAUCCCCGUACGCACGAAUUCUCAGUUCGAUGUUGCACAUCACAAUCUCAUGAAAUCACAGCCCUCAGCACAAGAGAACGAAGGUUCUGAUCAUGAAGGAGAGGCUUCCGAGGAAACAACUGCCCACCAAAGACUACUCGAUGACCACUUGAAAGUCAGCGACAAGGAGAGAAUAUUUUCAUAUUCCGUCAAGCCAGCGGCAGCUCCUGAUGAUCACAUAAAUUCCUUGAAGGUUGUCUACACUCAGAGUUCCCUGCCGCCAUCUGUUCACAAGGCAGCUGGUCGAUUCAUAGCCACCAAGCCUGAUCGAAUCCUCGAUGCCCCGGCAUUAGUCGAUGAUUUUUAUCUGCAUCCCAUCGAUUGGUCGAAAAGCAAUCACGUCGCAGUCGCCCUCUCAGAAUCCGUGUAUGUUUGGAACGCUAGUACUUCGGAAAUCUUCACUCUCGCCAGCCUCGACGCGGAAGAAAGCGAAGAUAUCACAGCCACUGCAGUUGCUUGGGUGGCUGCUGGAUCUCAUCUCGCAGUGGGAACGAGUAACGGAGAAGUCUGGCUGUACGACGUUGCCGCUAGUCGACGCGUUCGACGAAUGCGAGGCCACACAUCCAGAGUUCCGUGUUUAUCCUGGAACGAGUACGUCAUCAGCUCGGGAUCCGGUUCCGGUAGCAUCCAUCACUACGAUGUCCGAGUUCCGCAGUUUUGCGUGGCUUCUUUGCCUGAAGCCCACAGUGGACUGGAAGUGUGUGGCCUGUCUUGGUCUCCUGACAAGAAAUACCUGGCUUCCGGUGGGAAUGAUAACACGGUAAAGAUUUGGGCUGCUGGGGAAACGGCGGAUGGACGAUCAGUGGACAGUGAUUCGGAGCCGGUGUCCAUUUUCACGCAUCACCAAGCCGCUGUUAAGGCGCUUUCUUGGUGUCCGUGGCGGUCGUACGUUCUGGCAUCUGGCGGCGGUACGAAUGAUCGAGCUAUUCGUAUUUGGAAUGUUGACACCCAGUCGCAAGUUUCUGCUCUCGCGUGGUCAGAAGAGUAUCACGAACUCGUAUCUGCCCACGGCCACUCCAGCAAUCAAAUCAUUAUCUGGAAAGCACCGAGUCUGGAAAAAGUGGCCCGUUUGGAGGGUCACGAGUCUCGCAUCUUGGACAUGGCACUUAGUCCCGAUAGCACGACGAUCGUCACGGCUGGUGCUGAUGAAACUUUGAGGAUAUGGAAGUGUUUUGCUGUGGACGAGCAGCGGAAAAAGGCGAAGGCAAAGAAAGACACUCAGGCGAAAGGUGGUCGGUCUGCUUUCCAACAACUAAUGCGUUGACAUGUAUCUGAUCUAUGUCCUGAAUGAGUCGGUUUUUGACGCAAGUUUAUGUAUAUUGCCGUGUGAAGAGUGACUUUUGAGAUGUUUCGUUUAUGUGACGACGAUCACGUGACGCAAGAAUUAUCGUAUUGUAUGAUUUGAUUUUGAUUUUCUUGUGCCUUUUUUCAACCCUUAUUUUUUCUGAAGCGACAAAGAAAAUUUAGACGUUGUGCUUUUUGAUCUUGUUGAAUAAAAUAUUGUGAAGUUA